CAGACCUUGGAUCCACUUCAAUAGUUUGGUGGGACAUUUGUUACUUUCAGCCAUGGCCAACUCCUGCCUGCAGAUAGUUGGCUUCGUGUGCAGCUGCCUGGGCUGGGUGGGCAUAGUUGUAGCUAGUGCCACCAAUGACUGGGUGGUCCUCUGCAAGUACAGCAUGAACACCUGCAUGAAGAUGGACGAUCUGGGGACCAAAGGACCUUGGGCUGAAUGUCUCAUCUCCACUAAACUUUACCACUGCAACACCUACACGCAACUCCUGGACCUGCCUGCGUACAUCCAGGCGACUCGAGCGCUGAUGGUUGCAGGUUCAAUUCUGGGUCUGCCGGCUGUGGUCACCAUCCUCAUGUCCCUGCCUUGCAUCGUCAUCACUAACGAGCCUCAAAGAUCCAAGAACAAACGAGCCGUCGUGGGCGGAGUCCUCGUACUUCUUGUUGCGCUCUGCGGGCUGGUGUCCACCAUUUUGUUCCCCAUCGGGGUGUCCUGGCACGACAACCUGAUGGCGUUCGGCUUCUCGCUUUACGCCGGCUGGGCGGGCGUGGUCUUGUCGCUGCUGGGCGGCUGCAUGCUCACCUGCUGCUCCUCUAGCUCCGCCUCCUCCCGCCCGUACCAGGACAACGCUCACUACUACUACUCCAAGUCGGGCAAGGCGGCCGCCCACCCCGACCCCGCCUCCUCCGCCAACCACGCCAAGAGCGCCCACGUCUGAUGAUGUCAUACGCACACUUGCAGCAAACUGACUUUUGAUGUUUUUUGGAGGGGGGCGUGGCCUGUGGACUGUUUUGCUCAUCGACUCCCUCAUUUUUAUUGGAUUAAUAAUCUUUGUUGUUUUAACUGGAAAUGGCGUAAAUGCUAGAAUAUCAACAAUUUAAGUUCUGUAAUUAUUCGCUUAAUAGUCACCCCAAACCCCAACAUGCAAAAAUAUACAAUCAACACGCCCCCUGGUGGCGGUGAGUCGCUAUGCAAUAUUGAAUACUACAAUAUGCUUCUUGUGGAGGAAUUGCGUGUAUAUGCACUUAUCGGCGGCAUGCUAACGUUAGCAUGCCGACAGUUAGAAUGGACAAAUAGCAAGUUAUUUAACUCUGGGCGUACGCAUGCAAAAUUUUUCACCGAAAAAAAUUUCCCAAAAAAGUUAGCAUGCUAAAGUUAGCAUGCUAACAUUAGCACGCUGACAGCCUGUGUCAAAUAUCACAUGACAUGGCUGAGGUGUAAGAUGGCAAAAUUAAAAAAAAAAAAAAAAAAAAAAAAAAAAAAAAGCUAGCAUGCUAAUGUUAGCAUGCUAAUAGCAUGUGGCAAAUAUCAGGUUACAUGACUGAGGUGUAUGACAGCAAAAUUGCCAAAAAAUAAUUAGCAUAAGUUUUUCGACCCUGAGGUGUCCGCCAGCAAAAUCGGCAAAAAAGUUUGCAUGCAAAGGCGUUUAGCAGAUGUUAGCAUAUGUCACGUACCGAGUUAUUCGGCUAAGAGGUAUCCAUUGGCAAAAUUUUGCUAAAAGUUAGCAUGCUAACCGGUAGUAUAUGUAACAUACCGAGUUAUUUGACUCAGAGGAGUCUGGUGGCAAAAUUGGCUGACAAGUUAGCAUGCAAAGGCAUUAGCAUGCUAACUGUUAGUAUAUGUAACAUACCAAGUUAUUUGACUCAGAAGUGUCUGGCGGCAAAAUUGGCUAAAAGUUAGCAUGCAAAGGCGUUAGCAUGCUAAUCGUUAGCAUAUGUCACGUACCAAGUUAUUCGACUCAGAGGUGUCUGGCGGCAAAAUUGGCUAAAAGUUAGCAUGCAAAGGCGUUUAGCAGAUGUUAGCAUAUGUCACUUACCAAGUUAUUCGACUCAGCUGUGUCCGGCGGCAAAAUUGGCAAAAAAAAAAUAGCCUGUGUCACGUACCGAGUUAUUCAGCUAAGAGGUGUCCAUUAGCAAAAUUUAGCUAAAAGUUAGCAUGCCAACCGGUAGUAUAUGUCACAUACCAAGUUAUUCGACUCAGAGGUGUCUGGCGGAAAAAAUGGCUAAAAGUUAGCAUGCAAAGGCGUUAGCAUGCUAACCGUUAACAUAUGUCACGUACCAAGUUAUUCAACUCAGAGGUGUCUGGCAGCAAAAUUUGCUAAAAGUUAGCAUGCAAAGGCAUUAGCAUGCUAACUGUUAGUAUAUGUCACAUACCGAGUUAUUCGACUCAGAUGUGUCUGACGGCAAAAUUAGCAAAACAAAAUUAGCAUAUGUCACGUACCAAGUUAUUCGACUCAGAGGUGUCUGGUGGCAAAAUUGGCUAAAAGUUAGCAUGCAAAGGCAUUAACAUACUAGCCUUUAGCAUAUGUCACAUACGGAGUUAUUCGACUUAGAGGUGUCCAGUGGCAAAAUCUGCUAAUAGUUAGCAUGGAAAGCCGUUAGCAUGCUAACCGUUAGCAUAUGUCACGUACCAAGUUAUUCAACUCAGAGGUGUCCGGCAGCAAAAUUGGCUAAAAGUUAGCAUGCAAAGGCAUUAGCAUGCUAACUGUUAGUAUAUGUCACAUACCGAAUUAUUUGACUCAGAGGUGUCUGGCGGCAAAAUUGGCAAAACAAAAUUAGCAUUUGUCACGUACCAAGUUAUUCAACUCAGAGGUGUCCGGAGGCAAAAUUGGCUAGCAAGUUAGCAUGCAAAGGCGUUAGCAUGCUAGCCUUUAGCAUAUGUCACAUACGGAGUUAUUCGACUUAGAGGUGUCCAGUGGCAAAAUCUGCUAAUAGUUAGCAUGGAAAGCCGUUAGCAUGCUAACCGUUAGCAUAUGUCACGUACCAAGUUAUUCAACUCAGAGGUGUCCGGCAGCAAAAUUGGCUAAAAGUUAGCAUGCAAAGGCAUUAGCAUGCUAACUGUUAGUAUAUGUCACAUACCGAGUUAUUUGACUCAGAGGUGUCUGAUGGCAAAAUUGGCUAAACAAAAUUAGCAUUUGUCACGUACCAAGUUAUUCGACUCAGAGGUGUCUGGUGGCAAAAUUGGCUAAAAGUUAGCAUGCAAAGGCAUUAACAUGCUAACCUUUAGCCUGUGUCACAUACGGAGUUAUUUGACUCAGAGGUGUCUGAUGGCAAAAUUGGCUAAACAAAAUUAGCAUUUGUCACGUACCAAGUUAUUCAACUCAGAGGUGUCCGGCGGCAAAAUUGGCUAAAAGUUAGCAUGCAAAGGCAUUAACAUGCUAACCUUUAGCCUGUGUCACAUACGGAGUUAUUCGACUCAGAGGUGUCUAACGGCAAAAUUGGCCAAACAAAAUUAGUAUAUGUCACGUACCAAGUUAUUCAGCUAAGAGGUGUCCGGUGGCAAAAUUGGCUAAAAGUUAACAUGCAAAGCCGUUAGCUUGCUAACCGUUAGCACAUGUCACGUACCAAGUUAUUCGACUCAGAGGUGUCCGGCGGCAAAAUUGGCAAAACACAAUUAGCAUUUGUCACGUACCGAGUUAUUCGACUCAGAGGUGUCCAGUAGCAAAAUUGGCUAAAAGGUUAAGAUGCAAAGGCGUUAGCAUGCUAACCGUUAGCUUGUGUCACAUACAGAGUUCUUCAACUCAGGUCAGGGUUAGGCAGUUGUGGACAAAGGGGUGUACCUCACCCCAUCCUUUCUUGUGAAAGACUGAGCGUUUUUUGGGAACAAUUAGCCUGCACACCUGUGGGAUGUUCCAAAUAAGUGUUUGAUGAGCAUUCCUCAACUUUAUCAGUAUUUAUUGCCACCUUUCCCAACUUCUUUGUCACAUGUUGCUGGCAUCAAACUGUAAUCAUUGUAUUCUGUUUAUAUUGACAUCGAACACACUUGCCCAACUCACAUGGAAACGGGGUUUGUGCUUACCACCAAAACAUUGCGCAAUAACAUGAAUAUGACAAUUAGUUUUGGUGCGUAAUGAUAACACUUUUAGUCUAUUUGAGGUUUUAUUCUGCUGAAAUAAUAUGUAUAUAAUUAUCUUACAGUUAUAAAUAUACAAAUAGUAAUUAAUUAAAUAAUACAUUAUAAUUAUAUAUUUUUUAAAUUGUGAAUAUUGCUGAAAUAAUCAUUGUAAUAAUUUGAUGAUUGUUAUUAUAAAAUUAUAGUUAUUUAAAUAAUACAUUAUAAUUAUUUAAAUUAUAAUUAUAUAAAUAAAAUAUUAUAAUUAUUUGCUGAAAGAAUACAUUAUAAUAAUAACAAUAAUAAUAAUAAUAAUAAUAAUCCAUCUUCUUCCACUUAUCUGAGGUCGGGUCACGGGGGCUGCAGCCUAAGCAGGGAAGCCCAGACUUCCGUCUCCCCAUUAUAAUAAUAUAUAUUUUUGAUAAUUAAUAACUAAUCAUUAAACUAUAAUGAAUAAUAAUGAUUAAUAAUAAACAAUACUACUUAAUUUUUGGAGCAAUUUGUAAAAAUCACAAAACAAUGUGUUUGGGUAUUUUUGGACAAGCUGCAUCAUUUUGUUGAUGCCCCAAGAUGUCUUCGCUCUCUAAACAUUUUUAAAAAGCUGCAGAUUUUUCUUCUGGAAUGUAAUUAUAUAUAUAUAAAAAAUAAAUAAAAAAAUUAAAAAAUUAAAUAAAAAAAAAUAUAUAUAUAUAUAUAUAAUAAAGCUUUUUCUCUUGUGCUAUAAACUGUGGUAUUUAUGAGCAUUGAUGAUGCAUAAAGUGCAGGAAAUUGUGGAAAUUCAUAUUUCGUCCCACUUUGCUCCAAAAACCACAUCAGAAUUUCCAGACUUUGUCGGCUAUUUAUUCUUAUUUGAUGUGUUUUUCUUUGGAUUUUUCUACAAUAAAGAAGUCUUUUAAUGAA
This is a messenger RNA of Nerophis ophidion (straightnose pipefish), 4728 nucleotides long. It is a transcript of the gene cldn11a, whose product is annotated as claudin 11a. NCBI's taxonomy places the organism in Eukaryota, Metazoa, Chordata, Actinopteri, Syngnathiformes, Syngnathidae. The transcript has 3 exons. Gene Ontology annotation, biological process: bicellular tight junction assembly; cell adhesion. Gene Ontology annotation, cellular component: plasma membrane; bicellular tight junction. Gene Ontology annotation, molecular function: structural molecule activity. The record is from RefSeq and is a predicted model, not a curated record. Bases 53 to 715 code for a protein of 220 amino acids.